Yamadazyma jaroonii is the source of this 1362-nucleotide messenger RNA. The record is from the annotation of a GenBank genome assembly. NCBI's taxonomy places the organism in Eukaryota, Fungi, Ascomycota, Pichiomycetes, Serinales, Debaryomycetaceae.
AUGGUAUUACCAAACGAACCAGAAUUUCAACAAGCUUACAAAGAAUUAAUCAAUGCUUUAGAAGAUUCAACUUUAUUCACUGAAGAACCAAAAUAUAAAAAAGUUAUUCCAGUUGUUUCAAUCCCAGAAAGAAUUAUUCAAUUCAGAGUUGCUUGGGAAAAUGAUAAAGGAGAAAUUGAAGUUAACAAUGGUUUCAGAGUUCAAUUCAAUUCUGCUUUAGGUCCAUACAAAGGUGGUUUAAGAUUCCACCCAUCAGUCAAUUUAUCCAUCUUAAAAUUCUUAGGUUUCGAACAAAUCUUUAAGAAUGCUUUAACUGGUUUAUCCAUGGGUGGUGGUAAAGGUGGUUGUGAUUUCAAUCCAAAAGGUAGAUCAGAUGCUGAAAUCAGAAGAUUCUGUGUUGCUUUCAUGAGACAAUUAGCUAGAUACAUUGGUCAAGAUACUGAUGUUCCAGCUGGUGAUAUCGGUGUUGGUGGUAGAGAAAUUGGUUUCUUAUUUGGUGCUUACAAACAAAUGCAAAACAACUGGUCAGGUGUUUUAACCGGUAAAGGUUUAAACUGGGGUGGUUCAUUAAUCCGUCCUGAAGCUACUGGUUAUGGUGUUGUCUAUUAUGUCGAAAAAAUGAUUGAAAAGGCCACUGGUGGUAAAGAAUCUUUCAAAGGUAAAAAAGUUGCCAUUUCAGGUUCAGGUAAUGUUGCUCAAUAUGCUGCCUUAAAAGUUAUUGAAUUAGGUGGUACUGUUGUUUCAUUAUCCGAUUCUAAAGGUUCAAUCAUUUCAACUGAAGGUAUUACUGCUGAACAAGUUUAUGAAAUUGCCGAUGCUAAGAUUAAAUUCAAAUCAUUAGAAGAAAUUGUUGGUAACACUGCUUCAGCUGCUUUCACCAAAAACAAAGUUGAAUAUAAAGCUGGUGCCAGACCAUGGACUUUAGUUGAACAAAUUGAUAUUGCUUUACCAUCAGCUACUCAAAAUGAAGUUAGUGGUGAAGAAGCUAAAGCUUUAGUUAAAGCUGGUUGUAAAUUCAUUGCUGAAGGUUCAAAUAUGGGUUCAACUGCUGAAGCUAUUGAUGUUUUCGAAGAAAACAGAGCUAAUCAAGUUUGGUAUGCUCCAGGUAAAGCUGCCAAUUGUGGUGGUGUUGCCGUUUCUGGUUUAGAAAUGGCCCAAAACUCUCAAAGAGUUUCUUGGACUGCUGAAGAAGUUGAUAACAAAUUGAAAAACAUCAUGUACACUUGUUUCGAAAACUGUUAUGAAACUGCUCAAAAAUACUCUAAAGAAAAAUCAGACUUACCAUCUUUAUUAAAGGGUGCUAACAUUGCCGGUUUCAUUAAAGUUGCCGAUGCUAUGUUUGAUCAAGGUGAUGUUUUUUAA